AUGUCCCUCAUCCGGAAGCUGCUCCGCCUCACUGCCCCGACCCGCCCGCUCGGUUCCGCCGCCGAGUCCCUCAUCCGAGCUCUCCGCCUCACUGCCCCCGACCCGCCCGCUCGUUCCGCCCAGGCAACGAAGCUCCCUCAUCACCGCAAACCUCAUACUCCCCUCAUCGACCGCAACCUCAUACCCCUCAUCGACCCAACCUCAUACUCCCCAUCGACCGCAACCUCAACCCCUAUCACCGCAACCUCAUACUCCCUCAUCGACCCGCCAACCUCAACACCCUCAUCGACCCUCCUCAUCCGAGCUGCUCCGCCUCACUGCCCCGACCCGCCCCGCUCGGUUCCCGGCCGAGGCAACGAAGCCUCAACUCCCCUCAUCGACCGCAACCUCAUAACCCCUCAUACCCUCAUCGACCGCAGCCUCAUACUCCCUCAUCGACCGCAACCUCAUACUCCCCUCAUACUCCCUCAAUACCGCACCUCAUACUCCCCUUCAUCGACCGCGCACAUACCUCAUCGACCGCUCCCUCUCAUCAUCGACCGCCACCUCAUACCCCUCAUACCCCCUCAUAUGGACGCAACCUCAUACUCCCCUCAUAGUCCCUCAUCCGGAGCUGCCGCCUCACUGCCCCGACCCGCCCGCUCGUUCCGCCGCGAGCAACGAAGUCCCCUCAUCGACUUCUCCGCCUCACUGCCCCGACCCGCCCGCUCGGUUCCGCCGGCCGAGGCAACGAAGUCCCUCAUCCGAGCUGCCGCCUCACUGCCCCGACCCGCCCGCUCGGUUCCGCCGGCCGAGGCAACGAAGUCCCUCAUCGAGCUGCCUCCGCCUCACUGCCCCGAACCCGCCCGCUCGUUCCGCCGCCGAGCAACAAGGUCACGAUCAACCCGCCGCCUCAUUUAA
Penaeus vannamei (Pacific white shrimp) is the source of this 900-nucleotide messenger RNA. The record is from RefSeq and is a predicted model, not a curated record. Lineage: Eukaryota; Metazoa; Arthropoda; Malacostraca; Decapoda; Penaeidae.